Messenger RNA from Labeo rohita (rohu), 5238 nucleotides. RefSeq names its product solute carrier family 1 member 2b (gene slc1a2b). The record is from RefSeq and is a predicted model, not a curated record. Gene Ontology annotation, biological process: L-glutamate transmembrane transport. The transcript has 11 exons. Gene Ontology annotation, molecular function: L-glutamate transmembrane transporter activity; glutamate:sodium symporter activity; neutral L-amino acid transmembrane transporter activity. Bases 221 to 1900 code for a protein of 559 amino acids. Lineage: Eukaryota; Metazoa; Chordata; Actinopteri; Cypriniformes; Cyprinidae. Gene Ontology annotation, cellular component: plasma membrane.
UCGCCUGUGUUCUCACUGAGGUAGUCUUCCUUCAGUGUGACUGUAGAUGUGCUCGGAGCACCGGAUUACCCAAACAGAACGCUGAACGCGCGUCUCUUUCCGCUGCGCGCUACCAACGCGUCACAUCUCACCAAAGUGCAUGAAAGACCCAGAGCAGAGGGUGAAGAAAACACCAACAAUUACCCGUUCCUGAAUCUUCCAGGCUGACAGUUCUGGAAACAUGCCGAAGCACGUGGAGGUAAGGAUGCACGAAAGCCACCUGGAACCCAUUGAGGCGAGGCCAAACUCCAAAUGGGGCACAAUAUGCCAGAAGAUGCGCAAGAACCUGCUGCUCACGCUGACUGUAUUGGGUGUGAUUUUGGGAGCGGUUUCUGGUAUGCUGCUGCGUGUUGCUUCUCCGAUCGAUGACAACAUUGUCAUGGUAAUUGCCUUCCCCGGAGAUAUUCUGAUGAGGAUGCUAAAAAUGCUCAUCCUUCCCUUAAUCAUCUCCAGCUUAAUCACAGGUCUCGCUGGACUCGACGCAAAGUCAAGUGGUCGUCUCGGUUCCAGAGCCAUGAUUUAUUACAUGACCACUACUGUCAUUGCUGCCGUGCUGGGAGUUAUCCUGGUGCUCCUCAUCCACCCUGGAAAUCCAAAACUCAAGGAGAAUCUAGGAGAAGGAGCUGAGAAUGAUGAGGUUUCCAGUCUUGAUGCCUUUUUUGACCUUAUCAGAAACCUCUUCCCUGAGAACUUGGUUCAGGCUUGCUUUCAGCAGAUCCAGACCGUUGUGAAGAAGGUGGAAGUCCAGCCUGAUUUUGAUGACACCAACAGCACUGACUAUCUGUCUAAUGCCACCAAACCACCCCCUAUUUUCAAAGACAAGAAAUCUCUCCAGUUCAAGAGUGGAAUGAACGUGCUGGGUCUAAUUGGAUUCUUCAUUGCCUUUGGCAUUUGUAUGGGCAAGAUGGGAGAGAAAGCCAGGCUCAUGAUUGACUUCUUUAACAUACUCAAUGAGAUUGUGAUGAAGCUGGUUAUCAUGAUCAUGUGGUACUCUCCCUUCGGCAUCGCCUGCUUGAUCUGUGGAAAGAUCAUCUCUAUUAAAGAUCUGGAGGUGGUGGCCAGGCAGCUGGGGAUGUACAUGGUGACGGUUAUUAUUGGUCUGAUCAUCCACGGUGCCAUAUUCCUGCCGUGCAUCUACUUUGCAAUUGUACGGAAAAACCCCUUCUCGUUCUUCAUGGGUAUCUUCCAGGCCUGGAUCACGGCUCUGGGCACAGCCUCUAGUGCUGGCACUCUGCCCGUAACGUUCCGUUGUCUUGAGGAAAACCUUGGUAUUGACAAGAGAGUUACGCGUUUUGUGCUUCCCGUUGGAGCAACAAUUAACAUGGACGGGACGGCCCUCUAUGAGGCUGUAGCUGCCAUUUUUAUUGCCCAGAUGAACGGAAUUGUUUUAGAUCCUGGUCAAAUCGUCACUGUCAGUCUUACAGCAACACUUGCCAGUGUUGGAGCGGCGAGUAUUCCCAGUGCUGGACUGGUCACCAUGUUACUCAUUCUGACAGCCGUUGGACUUCCUACUCAAGAUAUCAGUCUGCUGGUGGCUGUUGACUGGCUUCUGGAUCGUUUCCGUACCUCAGUUAAUGUGGUUGGAGACUCGUAUGGGGCUGGCAUCGUCUACCAUCUGUCCAAGGCAGAGCUGGAUGCUCUGGAUGCCCAACAUGGGAAGUCCGAUGACAUAGAGAUGAUGACCAAGACCCAGUCCUACUAUGAUGACCUCAAAAACCAUCAUGAAAACAACUCCAACCAGUGCGUCUAUGCUGCUCAAAAUUCAGUCUUAUUAGAUGAUUGCAAGGUAACCUUGGCGGCCACAAAUGGCUCAACUGCGGAGUACACACUCGUUGAGGAAGAACCUUGGAAAAACAAUUAAUGCAAGCACACAGACCCCGGCACCCCGAAAGAGGGAGAAAACAACCUAUAUUCAUGCACACAGGACAAAUGGGUUUUGUAGUUUAUUUCUAUGAUUUCUAUUCUUUUCUAACAUGUUUAACGAUAUUAUAUUGUCUCAUGUAACACAAGAAUGUGAGACCAAAAGCUCACACAUGCAGCUGACGUAAUGUUAUUGAAACGGUUACAUAAAUUAUUUGUGAUGCUAAUAAAUGUAUACAUAAACUUCCAAACAUACAUAUUUUGAAAAGGGGUGAAAAUGUGAAUUUUUCAGAAGGAGAACAGGCAGAUUAACAGAGCCAUCGCCCACCACUUUUUAAGAGAAUAUGACAGAAACCUGCUCGUCUGCCUCUAGUUCCUUUUCCCUCACGCUAUGACAGCUGAACUACCUUGCACGACACUGUAGCACCUCUUGGUCAGAGAGAAUCUUACAACCACUUCUCAGAAGGGUAAUACGCUGUUGCUAGGAUACAAAAGUAGGGACGGAGGCGACUGCACACAGAUGGAGGGUAAAGCACAAGCCGCGUUUAUUCAGAGACCCUCCUCCUCUGGAGCUCCUUUUAUCGCAUCGCUCACGGGGUGGGUUUUUUUUCUCGAUUCCGUCAAGGAAACGCACGGUGGGGUGUUUCUCAUAUGUAUGUCGGUGAAUCAGAGACACGAUAGCACAAAAACCUUUCGGGCCAUUACAUUUACCAUUUCAGGUCUUACAAGAGCCCUUCGCGUCAUUCAGAUGUACCGAAAUAUGCAAUGCAUGCCUUACGUUUAGUUUAUUAUAAAGCACAAAUGAUCUAUUUAUGUCGUACAACCAAAACAAGGCCUGAACACGUGUCAGUCACACAGUGAACAUACAGCUGAUCGCUUCAGUGUUAAAAAUCAUCGUCUUUCGAGAUUCCAGAAGUGCAUCUUUUAAAAUAACAUGCCUAUCUUUAUAUGAUUUGGUGUAGUGUGUGCUAAACCUGGACUGGCAUUAUUAACAACCCUGAUUUGAUUAUUAAUAUAUCCGUUAUUUUGAGAGCGCUCAACCCAUCUAACCUAGCCAAAUGCCUUUGCCCACUUAGAGUAUAUAUUCCGUUUUUAUUCUACAAUUGCUCUAAAUUUUGCCUGUUUUUCCUUCCACUGGUAAGAUAUAGAGAUAUACUCAGGCAUAUAAAGUAUAUACUAUAUAUAUAUAUAUAUAUAUUUUUUUUUUUUUUCCAGGAAAUGUUUUGUCAGGGAAAAUAUAUAUUGCCAAUGCAGACAGAAGAUCAUUUGUAUUAAGGUCCAGUUAGCCUGCUGGAGAGAACUGUUUACCUGUUUUUAUAAUCCACAGUUUUAAAUACCUAAUGCCUUCAUUUCUUUUCUUUUUUUGGACAUCUAUUCUAAAUGACCUUAAUUUCUUACCUCAGAGAGACAUUGCCAAGGCUAUUGUAACUAUUUGUAAGCAGUUUUCUUUUGAGCUUUGUAAAAUCACAUCUAAACUAACUACGAAGCCACGUAGUAUUACAAUGGUUAAAUGAGUUAAAUCAUAAUAAAAAGGAGGAUUUUGUAACUGAGCUGAUCCAAAACGCUACCUCUGGAUGUACUAUCCUCUUAUUCCCUCGUAUUGCAAAUGACUGUUUCUUAGCCCCGCCAUGCUGCAAAACACUCAUAGGCCCAACCUUCCAUCACUUGCCGUCAGACGGACCAAUCGACACUCCCAUUCCACAUACCUCACUAUGCCAAUCAGAGAUUCAGAAGAACUUUUUCUUUCAAAUGAGUAAUAAUUCCAGAUGAACACACUUCUUCCCUGUGUGUGAGUAUUUGUAUGAGGAUUCUUUUAAACUCUACCCAGCAUUUGACAAGGCUAAACGAAGCUAUCAAUAGAACUCUACCCUUAAUACGUAUAAUUCAUUUAAGACAUCUCGCUAUGACGCUUUGCAUACUAAACAGCUCUUUGAUGUUCUGGUGUUCUAACCCUUGCCAAGAGAAUAAAUGCCAUAUGAGCACAAGUUCAUGUUGCCACAUUAUACAGUGUGUGCAAUCAUAAAAUGUGAAUUUUAAAUGUUGUGAGUGUUGCCCAUCAAAAGGCAGACGUUUGAGACUGCUGAGAUUGUUUGGUUAUUGAGCGUCGAGCCACUCUUGUGUUUUAUCUCACUGUUAGAUGCAUGGACAUUUAGUGUUUUGCACCAGUUUCUUAAAAAGCAUGAAUUCUAAAGUGCCUCCUCGCACUUUGUGUAUAUAUUGAAAGCAGGGGCGUCGCUGGUGGGGGGAACAGCGGGCCUGAGAGCAGGGAGCCCUGCGCUAUUGUGGGGCCCCUCAGCGUCCUCUCACCCCCUCCCCCACACCACCCUCCCCAACGAAGGGACCACAGUCCACGUGUCCCACCAAGGGGUACUGACCCAAUGAAAUGUGCUGUACAAGGGGCCCAGAAAACCUAGCGAAGCCACUGAUUGUAGGUAACACUGGUAUUUUUUUUUUUUUUUUUUUUUUUUUGAGAUAGUGUUUAAUUGAUGUGACAAUUUUAAUGAAGUGUUUUUGUAAUCCUGUAGAAACUAUACCCUUUCUGUGCUGCAUAAGAUAAAAUACUAUAGUGAAAAGAAUAGAAAGGUAGUAAUUUGCUUGAGUUUAAUUCAGACUAGCUCUCUCAGCAAUUUUAUAUCAAUUAUUCUAUCUGAUCUGUGUUUGGAAUGUUUUUCCCUCCAUAAAUGUGUGUGUCCCUUACAUUUCUAUGUAAUCUAACAUCAGACUCAAAAAAAGUGAAGAUAUUUGUAUAUUAUAUAUAGCAUCUCAAAAUAUUCAAGCUAUAUUUUUGAAGAUGUUAUACAAUAAACACGAUGUCUCAAUGUGACAGUCUUAUAUAUGUGUUAUAUGUACAUCAAAAAUAUGUAACGUCAUGAAGUUCUGAUAAGAUAUGCUGAGUUUGAAGAUACUUGAUGAUAUAAAGCACAUGAAGUCUGUGUUGAGCCACAUCCACAGUAUCUGUAAAACAUUUCUCAGUUUCAUGCUGUCUAUCUUGCACUUGACUUUUCAAUGUUUCUGAUAUAUUUUAUACACACAUACAGACACACACAAAAAUUUACAGGCAAUUGUGAAACUUUUUUUCUAGAAUAACCCAGGUUUAUUAUUCUUACUUAAUCGAGUACCUCUGAAACCAUCAUUAGUGGAUGGUUUGUGUUCCUCACACUGGACUUAUAUGUAAACCCAUCUGUUCUGCUCCUCUUUUCUCUCACCCUUUUUGUGAUGUGAUGUGAUUUUUUUUUUUUUUUUAAAUGUAAAGGGAGAGAAAACUAUAGUCAAAAUGAAAGUGGUAAAUUAAAUGAUUUCCUGUGUCAUAGGUGUGAAAUAAAAGUGUAUUCAUGCAUA